AUGUCACCACCCAAGGAGCCUUCCUCGGUUUCAACGUAUGCUCUGGCGAGUGCGUUAUUCACCACAGCAUGUGUUGGAUUCGCCAUUAUUCCUUGCUAUGCUUACCAUAUGAAAGAUGCAGUCCUCGUCCCCAGACUUAUGGUCGGAGCUGUGGUUUCUCAAGGAGUUACUAUGGACAUGCGAGCCGCGUCUACGUUCUGUCUUAAAGGCGUCAUCACCCUCUGCUUUGCAUUCGGCUUCGGUGAAAUCAUGUACCAAAUCGUCUUAGCUGUUUGCCAGUGCUUGAAUGCUGAAUACUCCCGUAUUUGGGCCACAGUGGUUACUUAUCCCUUCAGCCUUCUCUUCGCAUUGGGUACGCCAACGUCACGAUGCAAACUUGGAGAUUAUAUCAUGCCCAACGUUGCCUCGGCUUUCGUGUACAUUCCUACUUCACUUUACUUUGAAGAACCAGCCAAGGAGACUCUAGUUGCCUUCGUUAUGGCCAUAUAUGCAUUUUGCCUACCUCUGGUGCUGCUGGCUAUUCUCAAGGUCUUCGGUUUGCUUAUUACCCCUGGUCCGCCGGCUAAGAUGAGGUUUGCUUACGAGGCCGCUAGGUUCAACGGAAUUUUGACUGAUUACUUCGUCAGUGGAGGCACGCACAGAAAGCUCCUGGAUGCUGCUGAGAAACGCUUCAGUGGUAUCUGUGUGAAUCUUGCUAGAAGUCCCCUGCCCCCGGAUGUCGCUACUAUUCUCUUCCACAUGUCGGGAGAGCUUUUCGCCCUUCAUGAGAGUCUCACUGAGAUGGGCGACUUUGAACCAGCUGUGGUAGACCAGUUGUGGAAACCCAUCGCUGGUGACCUUCUGGAGCUAAGAACUGAAGUCGAUUUGGUGUUGUCGCGGACGGCUGAGGGCAAUACUGAUGAUGAUAACGGCAAGCUUAAGCAGAAGCUAGGCGACUGUGAGGGCAGUCUGCUGAGGUCCUUGGAAGACGUCGGAAUGGUUGUGGCCAAAAGUGGUAUAGAAAACGGCCCGUCUACCCCUGAGGUCAUCCGAUUUCACUAUGCUAUGGGCUCGCUGGUGUAUUUCGCGUACCUUGUGGAGAAGUACAGAGAAGUCGUCGUGAAGGAGGGACAGAAGGCUUAUGAGGGCGACAACGAGGUUCGUUCUUACGUACGUCCAUUUAUUAGUUUUGGGCGCGCUCUUGCUGGAUGGUGGGAAAAACCAUUCUUCGCUGACCUCGAGGACAAGGCUGACUUGCGUCGUCGGUUGAAGUUCCCAAUACGUUACAGUAUCGCGCUCUUCUGUGUGGUACUGCCGUUGUCAGCUUGGGCGACAUACAGCGAAAAUGUUAGAAUGCAUGCUUUCUGGUCGGUAGUGCCCAUCUAUAUGUGUUUCCUGCCGACCCCGGGAGCAUCUUUGCUCAAGGGAACGCGACGUGCGAUUGGUACCGUACUGGGCGCGGUGUGUUCACUUAUAUGUAUCGCUGCCAAUCCUGGAGACAAGGCCGCGUUUCUGCUGGAGCUGCUGAUCUUCAGCUUCGUUGGUAGACUGGGUCGUGUCGCGGUACCUUGGGUCGACUACGCUGGUUUGUCUUCCCUCUGA
Molecule: messenger RNA, 1581 nt
Organism: Perkinsus marinus ATCC 50983
Lineage: Eukaryota; Perkinsozoa; Perkinsida; Perkinsidae
Exons: 3
Coding region: 1-1581 (526 amino acids)
Source: RefSeq, a predicted model, not a curated record